Molecule: messenger RNA, 2954 nt
Organism: Oncorhynchus mykiss (rainbow trout)
Lineage: Eukaryota; Metazoa; Chordata; Actinopteri; Salmoniformes; Salmonidae
Source: RefSeq, a predicted model, not a curated record
CAUUUGUAUCACAAUACAGUUUUCUGUUCCCAAAACUAGAAUCUGAUAUGAACAGAGUGGACUACAUUAGACUUUAAUCUUUGCUCAAGUUGUUUAAAAGGAGUGUAAAGGUGAAUUGAGUUAUUGCACACAGAGUAGGCGUUCCCUAACGGAAAUAUGCAGAUAUCUUCUUGAACGGGCCAAUAGGAUAGAAACAAUAGAACAAUAAGUACAGGACAAACGAAAGGAGGGUGCGGGGCCGUGAGUAUCAGUGAAGGCUUUAUUGAUUUUGUCCUAAAAUGAAGUUACUAAAAGUAAACUUAAGUUAUCGAAGUGCAGUGCCAUGUUUGGUGGAGCAUAGAGAACAAGGAGUGUAACGUUAGACCGGAACACAGACCAGCCGUCCGCUAGAUGGCAGUGUAUUCCUAACUCUCUCCUCAAGCUGCACUUUGCCCUACAGCCGAGCAACAGGUAAACACGGAAGUAACGCACUUGCUGCCAAUAAAAUACAUACAAAAAAAUCGAUAAUUUGACUUUUAAAACAUAUAUUUAAUGCCAUGAUUUUGUCCAUAAAUACACACAUAUUUAACUUAUUUAGUGAGGUCGUUAUUGAGCGUUAAAGUUUACAGGACAAUGUAUAAUAAAGCGUCUGGAUAUCAGUCUUUACCGCAACGAGAUUUGAUCACAGCCAAACCGGGGUUGUUCGUGGCGACAGAAAGCUUCGUCCAAUCUCCAUUCCACCAUCAUAAAGGACAUUCGUUUGACUACAUCCCCAAUGUUAGAGACAACGACUACAGUGACUCCACUCAGGGAUGGCUGUCCUGGAUCUGCAAUGUUAUUGUCUGCUUCAUGGUCUAUAUCUGCACCUUCAUAACCUUCCCCAUAUCAGGCUGGUUCGUACUGAAGGUUGUCCCUAACUACCAGCGCAUCGUAGUGUUUCGUCUGGGCAGAGUACGUCCUCCUAAAGGGCCAGGAGUGGUGUUGCUUCUGCCUCUUAUUGACCAAUGGCAGAGAGUUGACCUACGAACCCGGGCCUUCAACAUCCCUCCAUGCCAGGUUACUACCAGGGACGGAGGUGUGGUGUCUGUAGGGGCAGAUAUCCAGUUCCGUAUCUGGAGCCCGGUGAUGUCAGUGGUGUCGGUUCAGGAUCUUAACGCCUCCACACGCCUCACUGCCCACAACGCCAUGACAACCAGCCUGGGCAGGAAGAGCGUCAGGGAGAUUCAGACUGAGAGAAUCAAACUGGGAGAAUACCUUGGGAUGGACAUCAAUGAGAUGACCAAGCCCUGGGGUCUGGAGGUAGACAGGGUGGAGCUGACUGUAGGUGCUGUCCUGAAGCCCCCAGAGGACCAUUCAUCUGGGCCUGGCUCGGUCAUCCUACCCCCCUCUAUUCCUGGUCUCGAGGGCCUGGCCGGACCCAUACAACAACUGGCUAUGCACUUCCUGGGCAAUAUGGCUGGCGGUAACAAUGGAGCUCCCCUGGUUAGGACAGAGGACAGCAUCAGCUUCUCAGACGAGGUGAGCAGUGCUCCCCUGGCUAUAAGUCGUACCGGAGCUGUAACCAGGCCCAUGUCAGUGCUGGAACUGUACGAGGGCCUUCUCCUCUCAGAGUCUCUGGUCAGUCAGGUGGGAGCCUGCUUCCUGUUCCUCCUCCAAUCGCCUGACGGACAACAGACAAGCUAUUACGUAGACCUCAGCCAAGGUAGUGGCUCAGCCGGACCAGGGUCCCCUCCAGAGGGCCAGGUACCAGACGUCACCCUCAGUAUGACGGACCAGGACCUGCUGGCUAUGUUCGAGGGAACCCUACGACCCUUCGCAGCCUACUCCACUGGGCGACUCAAGGUCCAGGGAGACCUGAAGACUGCCAUGAAGCUGGAGGAAGUCAUCAAGCUACACCGGUCUUAACCACUGGCUUCAGACCUGUCCUUAUACAAAUACCAGGUCCUAGAAAUACAUGGUUCUGACCUUAACCACUGGCUUCAGACCUGUCCUUAUACAAAUACCAGGUCCUAGAAAUACAUGGUUCUGACCUUAACCACUGGCUUCAGACCUGUCCUUAUACAAAUACCAGGUCCUAGAAAUACAUGGUUCUGACCUUAACCACUGGCUUCAGACCUGCCUUUAUACAAAUACCAAGUCCUAGAAAUACAUGGUUCUGACCUUAACCACUGGCUUCAGACCUGCCUUUAUAUAAAUACCAGGUCCUAGAAAUACAUGGUUCUGACCUUAACCACUGGCUUCAGACCUGCCCUUAUACAAAUACCAGGUCCUAGAAAUACAUGGUUCUGACGUUAACCACUGGCUUCAGACCUGCCCUUAUAUACAUACCAGGUCCUAGAAAUACAUGGUUCUGACCUUAACCACUGGCUUCAGACCUGCCUUUAUACAAAUACCAAGUCCUAGAAAUACAUGGUUCUGACCUUAACCACUGGCUUCAGACCUGUCCUUAUACAAAUACCAGGUCCUGACGUUAACCACUGGCUUCAGACCUGUCCUUAUAUACAUACCAGGUCCUAGAAAUACAUGGUUCUGACCUUAACCACUGGCUUCAGACCUGUCCUUAUAUACAUACCAGGUCCUAGAAAUACAUGGUUCUGACCUUAACCACUGGCUUCAGGCCUGCCUUUAUACAAAUACCAAGUCCUAGAAAUACAUGGUUCUGACGUUAACCACUGGCUUCAGACCUGUCCUUAUACAAAUACCAGGUCCUAGAAAUACAUGGUUCAGGUCUUAACCACUGUCUUCAGACCUGUCCUUAUACAAAUACCAGGUCCUAGAAACACAUGGUUCAAGCCUUAACCACUGGCUUCAGGCCUGCCUUUAUACAAAUACCAGGUCCUAGAAAUACAUGGUUCAGGCCUUAACCACUGUCUUCAGACCUGUCCUUAUACAAAUACCAGGUCCUAGAAAUACAUGGUUCUGACCUUAACCACUGGCUUCAGACCUGUCCUUAUACAAAUACCAGGUCCUAGAAA